AAAAAAUAUCUACGCAGAAAAAAAAACACAGCUCAUAUCUCUCUCUCACUUCUCUCUCUUCUCUCUCUACCUCUGCAGAUUUUUUCUACUGCAAAGAGGAGACAAACCCACCCCAAAGAGAGAGAAGGAAGACGAAGAAGAAGAAGAAAACUCUAAAACCCCAACGAAGUCCUCUCUAUGGAGUACGAGAAGCCUCCCUCUGCUACUACCUUCUCCAGGAAGAUGACUAGCCGUAGCCACAGCCACAGCCUCAGCUUCAGCGCCAAUGCCGUAUACGACGGCGUUUUCUCUUCUCCUGCUAACACGAAGUCUCCUCUCGUCGAUUACGGCGAGAUAUUCCGCGGCUCGGGUCCUUCUCCGUCUUCGAUUCCGUUUCUCGAUGUCCCUGAGCUCAACGUUGGUAAGGUUAAAGUCGAUGUAAGGAGCUCCAAGCUCGAUUACGGUUCGGUGUUUGGAGGGUUCGGAGGUUGCGGUGAUUUCGCUGUUACUCCCAACGAAGUGAUCGUUAGGCCUGAGAAGAAGGAAAGAAGGAGUCGUAGGAAAGGUGGAAGCUCUUCUGAUGAGGUCAAGAAUCUAACUUCUUCGCCUGAGAUGGUUAGGAUGAAGCAUUCUGAUAUAUUACUACACCAGACAAAAGAGAAUGGGACAGCUCAUCUUACUCAGGUUCAAGCUGUGUCUGGUCCUAGUCCUACUCAGGUGGUUGGUGAGGUUAGUCCGUUGCAGAAGAUUGUCCAGGGCAGUGAGAAUGGGACUACUCGUUCUGCUCAGGUUCCUUUCGUGGCUGCUCCUACUCAAGUGGUUGAUAAUAUUAGUCCGUUGCAGAAGAUUGGCCAGGAUGAGAAGGGGACUACUCGUUCUGCUCAGGUUCCUGUUGAGUCUCCUCCCACUCAAGUGGUUGAUAACACGAGUCUGUUGCAGAAGGUUGAGAGUAAAACACCUAUUCCAUCAGUUGAGGAAGUUCAGGCUUCUAGAAAGCGGAGAUCUAAAACUGAGGUGGAUUACGAGAAGAUCUUUGUUCGAGAUGAAAGCACUACGCGUGGUGACUCCACGUGCAAGACUGAUUCUAUUGCUGAGCGUCGGGAUGUGAAACCACCUUCCAGCUUGCUGCAGCGUACACUCAAUGGAGCUUCUGAAAGAUUUAUGGGUUUCAGUUCAGGGCUUCCGGAGAGGUAUCAUCAAGCUGAAGAUGAUGAUGAUUCUCCGAGUUCACCUCCAUUCUUUGAUGCUGAAACAGAUAUAGAUUCUUCUGCUGCUGAGUCUUCCGCGGCGUUGAAAAAGGCUUUAGAAGAGGCUCAAGUGAGAAUGAAUAUCGCAAAACAAAUGAUGGACAGGAAAAAAUCAGGUUUUCGUAGUUCCGCUAAACUGAAAACUUGUGAUGAGUCCCUUAAAGUUGAAGUAAAAACCGAAGCUGUGGUAAGUUCUCAAGUUGAAGACAAAAGGGACGAAAAAGUUGAAGAAAAAACAGAAGAAAGCAGUUCUCAAGUUCUUGGUGAAGCGGUGAACUCUUCUGAACAAUCAUUCUCAAACGAGGGAGAUCAACAUGCAAAGAGAGCACGGAAGCAGUGGGAUGUUCCUGAAGGACUUUUAAAUUCAACCUCAGACCAUAAGCAGCAAGAGGUCGAAGAGGUGAAGCUAGAGGAGGAACAAGCCAGAAGAGCUCGAAAACACUGGGACUUACCUGGAGGGAUAUUCAAAUCAGUUAUGAAGAGUAAGCAGCAGGAGCCAGAAGGCCUUGCACCAGCCAAAUCUGAAACUGAUACGAAACAAGAGGCGCAACCAUUGACUGAGAAUCCCUUCUACACAUUUGGACAGCUGGGUAGUAAAAUAAAAGGUGUUGUAGAGGCCUUCACGGGAAGCAAGGUUUCACAAAAGAAUGAGACACAUCCAACAGAGGAGGAAAAAUCUAUCCUCCCUCAAAUGGUUCACUGUGAAGAAGGUGGUGGUGACUCACAAGAGAUGUUAGCUGCUAUUCCAGUCACGGAAGCGGAGGAGAUCCAGCAACAAACUGAGAGUAAAGGCGAAACCAAACAAGAAGAGAAGUCUGAAUCCAAAAUGUCUACUUUUGCGGAAGAGUGUUCAGAGGAGAUGGAGAAAGAAACAGGAUGGCAAGUUAAAACUUCUUGUGAGUCCGAAGAUGGACCUGAGUGUGGUGUAAUAGUUUUCCAAGAAACCUCUGACCCAACUUACAGUUUUCUAGAUCAGGAGGGUGAGAAGGAGAUAGUUUCUAGGCCGCAGGAGAUCUUAGUUAGUCCUGAUGAUACCAAACCAGACGUAAGGGAAGUGGAAGAGAUUCCAACACCUAAUGAGAGUUUGAGUACAACUCAAUUAGAUGAAAGUGUUGGAACUAUGGUGUCUUUUGCGAGAGAAAGCACUCCUGAGCCAGGAAACAUACACGAGGAGACAGAGCACAAGGCUCCCAGGCGAAGAAGAGUUUGGAAGACCUCUGAAGACGUCUACAAUAUGAUAAGGGCACCGAAGGGAAACAAAAGGCAUUGGCAGCUACCAAGUGUUGAAACAGAAACUACACAGAGGUCCUUUCAAAUGGAAGGUGUAAGGAUCCAUGAUUCUAGUGAGGAAAUAGAAAGCACAUCUGAGCAAGCCAGUGAUUCAGGAUUGCAAGAAAAUUGGACCGUUCUUAAACAAAUGUUUAGGCAGAUGUUCCAGACAACAGAUACUACUAAGGGAGAGGAUGAAACUUAUUGCUUGGUGGAAUCUGAAAAGGAGCAUAUUGAUAUCCAUCAAGAAGCUGGAGACGAGAAUGGGAAAGAAACUUCUUACUGCCAAAUUACUGGUACAGAUAGAUAUGAAGAGAAUGAAUUGGAGACGGAGGAUAAAGCCUAUGCACAUACCGUAGAAGAUGAAGAAUUGGAGUCUGAACAAGAAACAAACUGUAGAGAAGAGGAAGGUAACGUAGAAGUGCAUGGAAAAACGUCUUUGGUCCGUGAACUAAUUGGAGAAGAGGAGCCGGAUGCUACUGGAAUGGCUAGUGACCAAGAUGAUGAAUACGUGCCGGAAGUAUUUGAAGAAGCUGGCUGGGCUCAAGGACUUUCUGAACUUGAUGAGAUCAGAGAGCAUCCAGAUUCUCAUGCUGAAAUGCUUGAAUAUGAUCGUAGUGAGACGGAUUCAAACAAAUCUUGCGAGAAAUUUGACCAAACGCGGGAACUAGCAGAGGAAACCAAGAUCGACUGUAGCGUAGAUACUGACACCAGCAGGUCAUCUUUUGAAACUAGACAAGGUGAUUCACAUACUGAGGAGGUUGGCUUCGAGCAGGAUCUCAGGGAUCAGUUCCAUGAGAAAAACAGUGCUGCCAGUAGCACGGAAGAGCACGUUGAAGAAAUAGAUACUGAUUCAAUUCAAAGUGGUUGGAGCGUUGACGAUAAAAUCAAGUCUUAUGUUGAGGAAAGUUUGGCUGCUCAUAUGCAGGAUGGAGGUGCAAGUAAGGUUGAAGAAAUAGAGGAACCCAAAGAAGAAUCUGAUGACAUGGAAACAAGUCUAAGUGAAGAGAAUAAUGAAGAUAAGACGGAACAAGAGCACCGGUUUGAGUGUCAAAAGGAGGAGGUAGAUCGAAACAAUGUAGAGUCAGCCGAGUCUUCCUGUUGUUUGCCGAAAGGAGAUGAAGAAAUUGGCGCAGCAACAGAUAUAAACAUGAAAGAAAAUGAGGGAGAGGAGAGUUGUCGAUCAUCUACUUCUGAUGCUUCACAAAAAGAAGCAGACCGAGUUGAGAAACAUCUGAAAAAGAAAGAUGAAGCAAAAGAAAAAGAAAGAGCGAAAGAGAAAGAGAGAUCAAUGGUAGAAAGAGCUAUACGUGAAGCCCGGGAAAGAGCCUUUGCUGAUGCUAAGGAAAGAGCAGGAAAAGCAGCAAUGGAGAAAGCAAAAGCGAGAGUUCCCCGAAGAGUUGCUUCUGAUGGUCCAAGGAGAUCAGAAAAGGCAUCUGUUGAGGUAAAUGAUAAGUUGUCAUCAGCUGAGAAGGCUUCAAUGCAAGCCAAACUCAGAGCCGAGCGUGCUGCUGUAGAGAGAGCACUCUCUGAGGCCAGAGAACGUGCCCUAGAAAAAGCAUUGUCCGGUAAGUUUGAUGCUUCUCAAACGAGAAGUUAUGGUGGCAGCAAGUCAUUUGGCUCUUCUGGUGAUAGACGAGGCUCCUCAUCUUCUCAGGGUACAGAGAAUAAAAGUUCGGGUCCUUCUAGUUCUUCAAACCAGACUGCCAAAGCUGAGCCAAUCCAGAGAUGCAAAGCUAGGUCUGAGAGACACCAGAGAACAUCUGAGCGUGCGGCAGAGGCUCUUGCAGAGAAGAAACUCCGUGAUCUCAAAGUCCAGAAAGAGGAGGCAGAGAGAAAUAGGCUCUCGGAAGCUCUUGAUGCUGAUGUCAAACGGUGGUCGAAUGGAAAGGAAAACAACCUGCGGGCAUUGCUCUCAACACUCCAAUACAUACUUGGAGCAGAGAGUGGAUGGAAACCAAUCCCUCUCACUGAUCUUGUUUCAAGUGCUUCUGUGAGAAAAGCUUACAGAAAGGCAACUCUUUACGUUCAUCCCGACAAGCUUCAACAACGUGGCGCAUCCACACAACAGAAGUACAUUUGCGAAAAGGUUUUUGACCUUCUCAAGGAAGCGUGGAACAAAUUUGGUGCAGAUGAACGAUAAGUAAGAUGAUGUGAACCAUUACCCCAUUAUCAGCAGUGACCCAAAAAAUCAGAACUAACCAGCUCAAUAACUAAAACAAGUACAUGAUCAAGCUAUGAUAUGGGAUGUAGACAGAUCUAGAGAUGUAAUAACCAAUAAUAUAAACAUUUGUAUUCAUGAGUCAUAUAUAUAUAAAAGUAGAAGCUCAUUCUUA
Molecule: messenger RNA, 4831 nt
Organism: Brassica rapa (field mustard)
Lineage: Eukaryota; Viridiplantae; Streptophyta; Magnoliopsida; Brassicales; Brassicaceae
Product: auxilin-like protein 1
Biological process (GO): clathrin coat disassembly; clathrin-dependent endocytosis
Cellular component (GO): cytoplasm; vesicle; intracellular membrane-bounded organelle
Molecular function (GO): clathrin binding
Source: RefSeq, a predicted model, not a curated record